Penaeus monodon (black tiger shrimp) is the source of this 808-nucleotide messenger RNA. RefSeq names its product tetratricopeptide repeat protein 9C-like. Gene Ontology annotation, molecular function: protein binding. The record is from RefSeq and is a predicted model, not a curated record. Lineage: Eukaryota; Metazoa; Arthropoda; Malacostraca; Decapoda; Penaeidae.
GUUUUCUAUGAGGCCGAAAUCAGCUGUUUCCAAAAAGUCGCGUUUCUCCACAAACAUCAAUUUCCUUUACAUUCAAAGAGGCUUUUUUCCAUCCUAAAGUCCAAUGUCUGUGGCAAGUGAAGCGCAGUCAACUGUCAACAAAGAAAAUGGUUCUUUGCCGCAGAGUGAAGAAAAACUUUGUGAUCUGCCUUCAUCUGCGACCCCAGAGGAGAGAAUCCAGCAUAAGUUGGCGAAAGCAGUGGACUUCAAGCAAAAGGGAAACGACCACUUCAAGCAGCAGCAGUUGAAGUGGACUCAUGUAUAUGAAGGCAGUGGAUCAGGACAUGAAUCCAAAUAAGCAUUUUGGUCAAAGUCGCGCGGCUCCAAAACUACCCCAGGAGACAAAAGAUGCAGUGAUGAUGAUAACGGCAGAUCUGCACAACAAUUUAGCAGCAUGCUUAUUAAAGCAAGAACCAGUAAGGUACGAGAGAGUGGUUGAGUGUUGCAAGCAAGUGACCGAGUUCCAGCCUAAGAAUGUGAAGGGCUGGUACCGCCUUGGGCUCGCUCAGUUCCACCUCCGUGACUAUGAUGCGGCGAAAGAAGCCCUGAAGGAAGCUAAUGCAAUAUCUGAAGGCAAAGACACAGCCGUAAGAAAAUUGAUGCUCCAAGUAGACCAGGAACUGAGGAAAGAGAAUAAGAAGUUCAGUGACAUGUUUAAGAACAGUCUUUUGGUGAAGCAGUCUUGACAAUAAUGUUUUUAAAAGUCCAAUAACCAUAUGUUAUUCCCUUGCAUCUCGUAAGGUCUUCAAUGUCAUGCCUAUAGAAAUAA